Messenger RNA from Staurois parvus, 945 nucleotides. The record is from the annotation of a GenBank genome assembly. Lineage: Eukaryota; Metazoa; Chordata; Amphibia; Anura; Ranidae.
ACAGAUGUCUCGGUUAGCCUGCUCUCCGUUAUUGUCACCUUCUGUGGAAUUGUUCUUCUUGGAGUCUUGCUCUUUGUCUCCUGGAAAUUAUGUUGGAUACCAUGGAGGGACAAAGGUUCUUCUCAGACUCAUCGCAAAGAUCAUGGACACCAUGGGCAUCUUCACCACUCUCACUAUGGGGACUUGUUGGUGGAUAGGGUAGAGCUUGGAGUUGAGAUGCCUGAACGCUCUUAUUUAGAUAUGGACUCUUACCCAGAAGCCAACAUUAAAAUCAGUCAGACGUCCCCAGACAUACCAGUAGAUAGCCAGGGUGUGGCCAAGGAAUCUCAGAUGCCUUAUGCACAGUCACACCAGCAAGUUGCAAAUAUUGCUCCUACUAACAGAUACAGCACGUUACCCAGACCCAUGACACAGCAGUUGUCCAGUCCUGAUUUUUCAGGUCACGUGGAUGAGAAACCAGAGCAGGCCACCAGUAUUGGGCAGAUAAAGCCGGAGUUAUAUAAACAGCGUUCAGCAGAUGCCGAGAUGAAGAAACAGGAAGCCACAAGCUGUGGGCGUAUCAGUUUUAUCCUUCGAUAUGCCUAUAAUACAGAACAGCUGGUGGUAAAGAUACUGAAGGCUCUAGACCUACCGGCAAAGGAUGCCAAUGGAUUCUCAGAUCCUUAUGUGAAGAUGUACCUUCUUCCAGACCGCAAGAAAAAGUUCCAGACUAAAGUUCACCGCAAGACUCUUAACCCAAUCUUUAAUGAAACAUUCCAUUUUAAUGUGCCCUUUAAUGAGCUUCAAAACCGCAAAUUGCACUUCAGCAUUUAUGACUUUGACCGAUUCUCCCGGCAUGACCUCAUUGGUCAGGUGGUGAUAGACAAUUUGCUGGAUUUCUCAAAUCCAACAGAAGAAGUUCCCAUCUGGAGAGACAUCCUAGAAGCCAGCUCUGUAAGUGUCUAA